Messenger RNA from Rubroshorea leprosula, 705 nucleotides. The record is from the annotation of a GenBank genome assembly. NCBI's taxonomy places the organism in Eukaryota, Viridiplantae, Streptophyta, Magnoliopsida, Malvales, Dipterocarpaceae.
GCUCUAAGAAAAGGAAGAAGAAUAACUCAAUAACACAACAAACAAUUUUCUUAUUUAUGACGACCAAAAAAUAAACAAAUUUUCUUUUUUAUUAAAUAAAAUUAAUAAAAAAUAAAGUUUUAACCAAGUGCAAAUUCCUUUAUCAAACUUUGACACUUCCAACAUAAGAGUUUCAUAUUCUUACCAGUAGAGACUUCUCUUGGACAAAAAUGAACCACCUCCAGAAGGUCGUUUGCCUGAAGCCACCAAAGGUCGGUUCGGACCAUCUGAGAGAUGUCUUCGGCCACAUGGGUCUUAGUGAUAAAGACAUUGUUGCCUUGUCUGGUGGUCACACCCUGGGUAGGUGCCACAAAGAGCGUUCUGGAUUUGAAGGUCCAUGGACUACCAACCCUCUCAUUUUUGAUAACACCUAUUUCAAGGAACUUCUCAGUGGAGAGAAAGAAGGCCUUAUCCAGCUACCAACAGACAAAGCUCUUCUUGAGAAUUCUGUCUUCCGCCCUCUUGUUGAGAAAUAUGCUGCAGAUGAGGAUGCCUUUUUUACCGACUAUGCUGAGUCUCAUUUGAAGCUCUCAGAGCUAGGAUUUGCAGAUGCUGACUAAGGUAGAAAUGAUGUGUUAUGCUGGACGUGCAGAGUUGGUGUGGAUUGUGUUGUGUUAUGCUACCUUUGUGAAUUGGCUGUAGAUGCAAUAAAAUGAUAAGUAUGGG